GCUAAGCAACCUAAGUUCAUAAGUCCCUUAGCAGAAAAACCACUUUUCUUAAUCUAUUGAUUAGUUUAUCAGGGGGGAAACAAAGCAGAAUGGCACAACUAAGAGAGAACAGGAAUAACACUACUCUACCUGGGAACAAGAUUACCUUAGAUCUCCUUGGGGCCAUUGCCAAAGAUGACGUUAACCAGGUAGAAAAUUACAUAAUAAGCCCCAUUGAUCUCAUGAGUUACUCUGUUCUGUGCAUUAGCUGCAAGAUGGGCUCCCUGAAUGUUGUUAAGAGUUUGGCUAACAAGAAUCCUCAUCUGUGUCUCGAGGCGGGCGAUGAUGGGAGAAUUCCUCUUCACAUAGCGAUCAUGGAGGGGAAGGCAGAGAUAGUUAAACAGCUUGUGUUGACAUGCCCUGAGUCCCUUGAUUAUGUAACCCCUCGUGGGGAAACUGUCAUCCAUUUCGCACUACUCAGCAACAAUAAUGGCGAUUCUUGCCUGAAUUUCUUGCGGCAGGAGAUCCACAGGCUGGACAAGCAUUACCUCUUGGAAUACCUGAACCCAACAAAUGCCACCACUGCAGCUUCCUUUGAAAUAGAAGCCUCAACAAACUCUCCUCAGGAGGUUAGAAUUGCAGUGCCAGCUUCAAACGAGGCAACUCAUACAUCUCCAAUGCUGCAGCAGCACCAGCAGCAGGAGCAGUCAUCCAUGCUGCUAAAAGGAACGGUAUUCACAGCCGGAGUUACCUACACCGGUCUAUUCAAUUUCUACACUAUAUUUCCACAUGAUAACAACAACCCCACCCGCUUAACCAGAGCCUUCACUUCCAGGGAGGCUUUCUUCUCCCCUGGCUCGCUUCCAGAAAGCUUCUGGUUCCUCACGGUCACCACCUUCGCGUUUGUCUCAAGCACGAUUUCGAGCUUGGUGGCGAUUUGGUGGGCGGGCAGCCCGUGGUCCUUUGAAGUCAGAGCAGUCUCACUAUUGGCAUUGUCCUCUUUGUUUUCCAGCUACUUGAUGAUGCUGAAAACACUGGUUCCUCACUUUGCUGUCGUCACUGCAAGUGGCCAUCAAAUCCUUUCUGGCUUCGAGCUGCUCUGCUUGUACACCUCCGUUGCCCUUAUUCUUUCCAUGGCUGUGGCGCUGAUGGUUAGAGUCUUGUGGACUUCCAGACCUCGCUAG
Molecule: messenger RNA, 1163 nt
Organism: Ipomoea triloba (trilobed morning glory)
Lineage: Eukaryota; Viridiplantae; Streptophyta; Magnoliopsida; Solanales; Convolvulaceae
Exons: 2
Coding region: 90-1163 (357 amino acids)
Molecular function (GO): protein binding
Source: RefSeq, a predicted model, not a curated record